Xyrauchen texanus (razorback sucker) is the source of this 2821-nucleotide messenger RNA. It is a transcript of the gene mrs2, whose product is annotated as magnesium transporter MRS2. The coding region runs from base 360 to 1634 and encodes 424 amino acids. NCBI's taxonomy places the organism in Eukaryota, Metazoa, Chordata, Actinopteri, Cypriniformes, Catostomidae. The transcript is spliced from 11 exons. Gene Ontology annotation, cellular component: mitochondrial inner membrane. Gene Ontology annotation, biological process: mitochondrial magnesium ion transmembrane transport. Gene Ontology annotation, molecular function: magnesium ion transmembrane transporter activity. The record is from RefSeq and is a predicted model, not a curated record.
ACAACAAUUGCCGAUUCUGCAGUGAAAGUCAGCGUUGCGUUCAGUUCUGGGAUUGAAUAAUUUAUCCUGGAUUUUUAUUCUCUCACAUUGCAAACAUACUAAGCUAAUAGUGAAACUAUUACAGUCAUACCUGCAUGUGUGAGUUAGCAAGACAGCUAAAGACAUUAAACUCGUAUUAUGAAGACAUUUGGAGCUGUUUUAUUGUUUUAAGUCUAACAACCAGUACAAAACAGCAAAAGUAAGUGUGUUAUCUCAAGCCAACCCGACACCAGUGGCCGUUGAUGGAGUUUGGGCGCACACAGUAACCUCACUGAGGUGUCCUGGAGGAGAAAUUUACCUUUAACUGAGAUUUGUUAAGCAUGGAGUCAUGUUUGAGGUUUGUGUGUCGAGAAAGUCUCAGGAAAGUGUCAGUGAAAUGCUGCUGGACGUGGAGAGCCGUGAAGAGCUCAAGAUCACCUUUCAAACGCCCUCUUACAUCAAUAUGUGGCCGAGCACAUCACAGCAUAAUACAACUGAGAGCUCAGGGAAACUACCUUUCCAGUCGCCAAAGAGUUACAGAUGCAUCUCAGGCAGCUCUGUCUAGUGUUGCACCAGUCUUUGUGGUGAUGAAGUUUGAGCCGGAUGGAAAUGUGACCUCAUUUGAAAAGAAGAAAACAGAGUUGUAUCAAGAGCUUGGUUUGCAGGCGAGAGAUCUGCGAUUCCAGCAUUUAACAAGUAUCACAGCACGAAACAAUGCCAUCAUCAUACGUAUGGAGUCCCUCAAAGCAGUGGUUACUCCGGAGAGUUUGCUGGUGCUGGAUUUCCGUGGACUUGGUCUGGAGAAAUGGCUGGUUUUAGAACUUGGGCCGCAGUUGGCAGGAGAUGGAAAUUUGGCUACUUACUCCCUGCCAUUUGAGUUCAGAGCUCUGGAAGCCAUUCUGCAACACAGGGUAAAUGUGCUGCAGGCACAGCUGAAUGAAGUUCAGCCUCAGAUUUGGGAUUGUCUGGAGUCUUUGGUCGACCCAAAGCUCCUCUCUGCUGACCGCAGCAAACUGCAUAUGCUUCUGCUUAAUAGCAAAAGCCUGUCAGAGCUGGAGACGGACAUUAAAGUGUUUAAAGACAGUCUUCUCAAGAUCUUGGAUGAGGAUGAACUGAUAGAUGAACUCUGUCUCACCAAGUGGACCGACCCACGAGUGUUUGAGGAGAGUAGUCUGGGAAUAGAUCAUGCAGAAGAGAUGGAGUUACUGCUGGAGAAUUACUACAUGCAGGCAGAGGAGCUGGGCAACAAAGCACGAGAGCUGAAAGGCCUCAUUGAUGACUCUGAAAGUGUCAUCUUCAUUAACCUUGAUAGCCACCGGAAUGUCAUGAUGCGGCUGAACCUCCAGCUCACCAUGGGAACAUUUUCCCUCUCCUUAUUUGGUCUGAUGGGUGUGGCCUUUGGCAUGAAUCUGGAGUCUUCCUUUGAAGAGGACCCGCGUGUGUUUUGGUUGGUGACAGGGUUAAUGUUCCUGGGCAGUGGACUUAUCUGGAGAAGACUGCUCUCUUUCCUGGGCCGACACUUAGAACCUAGCUCACCACCUCCAAUCCCCCCUGUUUGGAGGAAAAACCAAAUCGGCACCUUAAAACCCACAGACAUUAAACCAGGAAUAAGAUGAUGGCGUGAACGAUUGUUUUUUCUACCUCUUUUCUUCUCUCUCUCACUCUUUCUUCUUGCUCAGUCACUUGCUGUAUCUCUCACUUUUUAUGCAUACUGCAUUUCUCAGCAUUAUGUGCCACUCACCUCAGUCUAAUUCAAAAUGACUUUUAUCUGUCCAGGUACUACAUGGUAUUAUGUAGACAGUUUUUAUUUUGCCCUGUGAAAUUUGUCUUCAUGUAUGUUAUUGGGUAAUCUCUGUAUUUAUUGUUGUGAAUAUCAUUAUGAUAUAAUGCAGAAAUUGGCUGUGUGCACCUUUUAUUGACUGUUGUGUGUGACAUUUUUGCAAAGAACAAAAUUUUCUUCCACUAACAAUGGUCAGAAAUUAGGGGGGCUCAGGUCAAAAUGCCUCUAAAAUUCAAAGUGUGGGUGCAAAAAAUACAUUCUUUUUUUAUUUAUUUUUUUGUUACAUCUGAUAUAGUCCUUAAUAUUCUAUUAUGGUCAUUGUUUUAAUAAUAAUAAUUCCUUACAUUUGUAUACCGCUUUUCUAGGCACUAAAAGCACUUUACAUAGUAUAGGGGAAAUCUCCUGAACCACCACCAGUGUGUAGCAUCCACAUGGAUGAUGCGACGGCAGCAAUAGUGCACCAGAACACCUACCACACACUAGCUAUUGGUGAAGAGUAGAGUGAUGUAGCCAAUUCAGGGGUGGGGAUUUUUAGGAGGCCAUGACAGAUAAGGGCCAAUGGGGGAAUUUGGCCAGAACACCAGGGUUAUACCCCUACUCUUUACGAGAAGUGCCCUGGGAUUUUUAAUAACCACAGAGAGUAAGGACUUAGGUUUAAGGUCUCAUCCGAAGGAUGGUAUGCAUAUUAUGGCAAUUGGUUGAAGUUGAUUUAAUUGGUAAUGCAUUCUCAAUAUUCAUUUUUUUGUAUUAAUAUAUUUGAUAUUAAAGGAUGAGACCGUUUUAAAUGUUUUUUAAGAAAAUGCCCUCAUAAAGAUAAAUCUUUCCUGAACCAUAAAUCCAAAGAGCGAGUAUUGCCCCUUAAUGUAAAACGUCAUUUCUGUUACUGCCGCUAACUUGUUUUCCCUGCUUAUACCAAAGAGCCACAGAUAAAUAUGAAUAGAUAACUUUAAUAAAACAUAAAUGUCGAUUUGUGUGGGCUCUUUAUUUGAGGGAACUAGAAUAAAACAUUACAGUUUGUGUUCA